CUUUCUUUUUCUUCCUCUUUUGUUCUUUUCCUUCCUACAACUCCACAGUUGGUGGCUCUUUUUCAUUCUUCAACGCCAAGGGAGGAAAUUUCCGCAGCAGCUGUCGUCAAAAUCGCAGCUUUAGAAGUCCUGUGUGCUUCACAUUGGAUUUCACUGUAGAAUUUGAGAUGGGUAGUAGAAAUUGGAGGUGUUUGCUGCUUUCUUUAUAGCGGAGAAUAAAGGGGAGGAAGUUAAGAUCACGGUGAUGAGUUCUAAUAGGAGUAGAAGUGGAGGAUUUGGAGGAGAGAUUUCUUCGAAGAGCAUGGUUUCGAAGAAAUGGACCUUCUUGUUUUGUCUUGGGAGUUUUUGCGCUGGCCUGUUGUUCACAAAUAGAAUGUGGACGUUACCUGAAGCAAAAGACAUCAUCAGGACAACUGGAACUGAAGAUAAUAAGAUGAAGCUUGUUGCCAGUGAUUGUAAUUUACAACCUAUGACUCAAAUGCAAGAGCCUAAGAAAAUCAUAGGAGAAGAUUCUAAGACACAAAAUGCUAUACAGGCUUUAGAUAAAGCUAUAUUAAAUUUAGAAAUGGAAUUAGCGGCAGCGAGGGCUGCUCAAGAUUCUAUACUUAACGGGUCACCAUUGUCAGAUGACUCAAAGACUAUUGAAUCUGGUAGAAGACGUAAAUAUUUAAUGGUUGUGGGAAUUAAUACUGCUUUUAGCAGUCGUAAGCGAAGAGACUCAGUUCGUGCUACUUGGAUGCCAUAUGGUGAAAAAAGAAAGAAGCUGGAGGAAGAGAAGGGCAUCAUCAUUCGUUUUGUUAUUGGCCAUAGUUCUACAUCAGGUGGUAUCCUCGAUAGAGCAAUUGAAGCUGAGGAUAGAAAGCAUGGGGACUUCAUGAGGCUGGAUCAUGUUGAAGGAUAUCUUGAAUUGUCAGCCAAGACCAAAAUAUAUUUUGCUACUGCUGUCUCUAUGUGGGAUGCUGAGUUCUACAUCAAAGUUGACGAUGAUGUACAUGUAAAUAUAGCAACCCUUGGAACUACUUUAGCUAGGCAUCGUGGAUGCAUGAAGUCUGGUCCUGUUCUUGCUCAAAAGGGGGUAAGAUAUCACGAACCUGAGUAUUGGAAAUUUGGGGAGGCUGGAAACAGAUACUUCCGUCAUGCCACUGGCCAGUUAUAUGCAAUUUCCAAAGAUCUUGCCACUUACAUAUCCAUGAACCAGCACGUGCUACAUAAGUAUGCAAAUGAGGAUGUUUCAUUGGGAGCUUGGUUCAUAGGAUUAGAUGUGGAGCAUAUUGAUGACCGCAGAUUAUGCUGUGGUACUCCUCCUGAUUGCGAAUGGAAAGCUCAAGCGGGCAAUCUCUGUGUUGCCUCAUUCGAUUGGAGUUGCAGUGGCAUUUGCAAGUCAGCGGAGAGGAUCUCUGAGGUUCAUCGCCGCUGUGGUGAAGGGGAGAAUGCUCUCUGGAGUGCAUCCUUUUGAUGAUUACAGUCAAUCAGUUACCUUCAAGGUAAAUUCAAUUGUGUAUGUAGAGCUUGACGAAAUUGUACGUAAUUGAGGGAAUUUUCAUGUUUUAAUGGAGAAAGAUCCUUCAAU
This is a messenger RNA of Asparagus officinalis (garden asparagus), 1570 nucleotides long. RefSeq names its product probable beta-1,3-galactosyltransferase 2. The record is from RefSeq and is a predicted model, not a curated record. NCBI's taxonomy places the organism in Eukaryota, Viridiplantae, Streptophyta, Magnoliopsida, Asparagales, Asparagaceae. Gene Ontology annotation, cellular component: Golgi membrane. Gene Ontology annotation, molecular function: hexosyltransferase activity.